Molecule: messenger RNA, 1736 nt
Organism: Daucus carota subsp. sativus
Lineage: Eukaryota; Viridiplantae; Streptophyta; Magnoliopsida; Apiales; Apiaceae
Product: proline transporter 2
Exons: 7
Coding region: 186-1517 (443 amino acids)
Biological process (GO): amino acid transmembrane transport
Cellular component (GO): membrane
Molecular function (GO): amino acid transmembrane transporter activity
Source: RefSeq, a predicted model, not a curated record
AACUAUAUCCUCUGUUUGGCUAAUAGUAAUAUUAAAAUAUUAUGGUUAAUUCCAAGUCCAAACACACGCCAGACGUCUGCUUAUAUAUAGUGCAGUGUAGAGCUAGAAAUGAAUAGAGUGGUCUGUAUCAGCAUUCAUUGAGUGAUUCUGUUGUUGAUAAAAUCCGAGUCUGAGGGUGUUUUCUGAUGGAAGUUUCCAACGAUGACAUCGCCGACACUUACCGGAAAUUGCACGCCAACGAGCAUUUCUCCAUUGAAAUCCCCGACACUGCUCAUCAGAUUAGUCAAGAUUCAUGGUUACAAGCGGGAUUUGUUCUCACCACCGGCAUCAAUAGUGCAUAUGUACUAGGAUACUCUGGUGCAGUUAUGGUUCCUCUUGGUUGGGUAGGAGGUGUCAUUGCUUUACUUGUAGCCACGGCCGCGUCUUUGUAUGCAAAUAUUUUGAUUGCAAGGAUCCAUGAAGUUGGAGGAAAGAGGCACAUUAGAUACAGAGAUCUUGCAGGAUUUAUAUAUGGUAAAAAAGCUUAUGCUCUUACCUGGGCAUUGCAAUAUGUUAAUCUUUUUAUGAUUAAUGUUGGAUACCUCAUUUUGGCUGGUCAGGCUCUAAAAGCUGUUUAUGUCCUGUACACGGAUGAACAUACAAUGAAGCUCCCGUACUUCAUUAUGAUUGCUGGGUUUACAUGUGGUCUUUUUGCAAUUGCAACUCCGCAUCUGUCAGCUUUGGGAGUCUGGCUGGGAUUUUCAACACUCUUUAGCUUUAUCUACAUUGUUGUUGCGAUUGUACUGUCAGCUAGAGAUGGAAAUAGAAGUCCUUCUAGGGAUUAUGACAUUCCUGGAUCAAAAGUGAGCAAGAUAUUUACAACUGUUGGCGCAAUGGCAAGCUCUGUUUUUGCUUUCAAUACAGGAAUGCUUCCUGAAAUACAGGCUACUGUGAGAGAACCUGUGGUCAAGAACAUGUUGAAAGGUCUUUACUUUCAAUUCACAGUAGGUGUUUUGCCUUUAUAUGCUGUUGCUUUUAUUGGAUAUUGGGCCUAUGGAUCCAGUUCAUCUUCCUAUUUACUCAACAAUGUUAGUGGCCCAGAUUGGGUGAAGACGGCCGCCAAUAUUGCUGCCUUCCUGCAAACCGUCAUUGCUUUGCAUAUUUUCGCAAGUCCAAUGUAUGAGUAUUUGGACACAAGAUACGGCAUUAAAGGAAGUGCACUGGCUGUCCGUAACUUGACUUUCAGAAUUGGGGUGAGAGGUUCUUAUCUAGCUCUAACGACAUUUGUGGCCGCUAUAGUGCCUUUUAUUGGAGAUUUUAUGAAUCUCACGGGGGCUAUAAGCACAUUUCCGCUCACAUUUAUCCUUGCCAACCACAUGUACGUAGUGGCAAAGAAGCAAGAAUUAAAUCGAAUAUCAAAGAUCUGGCACUGGCUUAAUAUCAUCUUUUUUAGCUGCUUGGCUGUUGCAGCAGCAGUCGCCGGAGUGAGGGUGAUUGUUGUAGACUCUAAACAUUACAGUAUCUUUGCUGAUCUAUGAUUUUUGUGGUGAAGUUCAGUUUGAGAUGUCUUAGUGUUGUUUCUUCUUCCUAUUAAAGUUUGAUGCUAUCUAAAAGCAUAUAGAUAGCAUUGCAAUUGGCAGCUUCAAACUGUCCAAUAAGAACAAGAAGAAGAUGAUGAUGAUAAUUAUAGCUUCUGUUCAUGCUUGAAUGCUUUUUAGUCUAUAUUUAUACAAGUGUCCCAUGUUUAAAUUGCUUCA